AUGGCACCAUCAAUUGCCUUGUUUAUAAGCAUCUUGUCGAUCUUGCCGCUACACACACCCACCGCUGCCCAUAUUCCUAACGACUAUUCUACUACUAAUAUUGCAAAUCUUUCCACCACAUGGACCAACGAUGAAUCGGCUCCCAACUCGUUUAAUUUUCAAGAUGGGUCAAUGGUCAUAUCUAUAUUCUUCAUGAGUAGUAGUAGUAGUUCAUCAUCAGUUGAACCCAAAUUUGGUUGUGGGUUCAUCUGUAACGGAACUUGUUUACUUUACCAUUUUGGCAUAUUCAUUAUAAUUGUAGAUCCUGUUGACUUUGGUAGCGUACCUCCACAAGUUGUCUGGUUAGCAAACAGAGAUGAUCCAGUUGGACUUGGAGCAACACUGAGUCUUACAGCAGCUGGAGAGCUGGUUCUACGGAAUUAUGUUGGUACCACCGUUUGGACUAGCAAUACAGCUGGAAAGUCUGUCAUUGGCAUGAAUUUGACUGAUACGGGAAAUUUGGUGCUGUUUGAUCCCCAUGGCUCGGUGGUUUGGCAAUCAUUUGAUUAUCCAACUGACUCUUUGUUACCUGGCCAAAAACUGUCACAAGGACAGAAGCUGAUAGCUAGUGUUUCGUCAAGCAAUUGGACGACCCAACAAAGUCUAUAUUCGUUUACAGUCUCUCUUCACGGUUUGUAUGCUUUUUUUGAAUCAAACUCGCAUCAAUAUGCUUACUACAACUCGUCUGUUAGAUAUGCUAACAUGCCAGGCGAAGAAGAUAAAAUUAUAAGUCAUGUUAGGUUCUUGAAUGGUAGUUUGUCAGUCAUUUAUACAAAGAAAACGGGUAGCUUUCGAGGCUUUGAUAUCCCCUUUACAUCAUCCAUGUCUUACAUAAAACUAAUGUCAGAUGGGCAUUUGAAAAUGUUUGAAUGGAAAAAAGAGUGGAGCGUCGUGGCUGAUCUACUGUCUGCAUAUGGUGACUCAUGUCAUACAUACCCUCUGGCUUGUGGGAGAAAUGCCCUUUGCAUAAAUGAUAAUUGUGAAUGUCCAGGAGCAACAAACUUUCCAGUGAAAGAUUAUUUUAGAUCAGUAAAUGAGAAAGAACCUUAUCUCGGCUGCUAUGAAACUAUUCCCAUCACAUGCAAUGCUACGCAAGAUCAAGAUUUUAUUGAUCUUGGUGAUCACUUUGAGCAUUUUACCUUCCAGGUCGACAAAGAAGCAGUGGACUUGGAGACCUGCAAACAAGCGUGUUUAAACAAUUGUGCGUGCAAAGCAGUUGUAUUCCAGUAUAACGGGACUGCUGGGAAUUGUUAUUUACCUUCCGAGCUCCUUACUUUGAAAUCAUACUCAACAAAGGCGAGUAGAGUUUUCAUAAAAGUUCAGAAAGCGCUUCCUUUGGAUACCUUCCAAGCUUCUGGUCAAUUGAUAGAUAAAAAUUUCCAUGUUGAAAAGGCAUUAGGUAUCGCAAUUGGAAGUUUCUUGUCUCUGCUAGCUGUUGUUGGUUUUAUUGUUUUUGUAAUUCGCAAGCGAAAAAGGAAAUCUGAGAUAGAGGAAGAGUGUUUAGAUCAGGUGGCGGGAAUGCCCACUCGGUUUUCCUAUGAGGAACUGAAAACCGCAACAGAUAACUUCAGUAAAAGCCUUGGCCAAGGAGGAUUCGGGUCAGUCUUUGAAGGGAUUCUGGAAGACGGCAUGAAGAUUGCAGUAAAAUGUCUAGAAGACGUUGCACAAGUUAAGAAAUCAUUCCUAGCUGAGGUUCAAUCCAUUGGCAACAUUCAUCAUGUGAACUUAGUGAGACUAAUAGGAUUUUGUGCAUGGAAAUCAAAACGACUUCUUGUAUACGAGUUCAUGGGUAAUGGAUCAUUAGAAAGGUGGAUUUACCAUGGAGAUGGUGAGCACAUGCUUGAAUGGGCAUACAGAAAGAAAAUCAUUCUUGAUAUAGCCAAAGGUUUAGCAUAUCUCCAUGAAGAUUGUAGACAAAAAAUAAUCCAUCUUGACAUCAAACCUCAAAACAUACUCCUAGACGACCAUUUCAACGCCAAAGUAUCUGACUUUGGGUUGUCCAAGCUUAUCGAACGCAAUCAAACCCAGGUGAUGACUACCAUGAGAGGCACCCCUGGAUAUCUUGCUCCAGAAUGGUUGAGCUCAGUUAUCACCGAGAAAGUGGAUGUAUACAGUUUUGGGAUCCUUCUCUUGGAGAUCUUGUGUGGGAGGAAGAACUUUGACAUAUCCGAGCCAGAAGAAAGUCAGCACUUGCUCAAAUUGCUUCAAAAAAGCUGGCAGCAAGGAAUGCUGUUAGAUAUGGUCGACAAGUACAGCGAAGAUAUGCAAGCACAUGGUGCAGAAGUUGUGGAGAUGCUGAAAUUGGCUUCAUGGUGUUUACAAACUGACUAUACAGAAAGGCCUUCUAUGUCAUCAGUGGUUAAGGUGAUAGAAGGAGGGUUGAAUGUUGUUGAGUCAAACUUGGAUUACAAUUUCACGGAUCCAAGAAUGCAGAAAAAAGCAGUUGGACAUGAGGAAGAGUUGACUCAAUUGUUUCCUUCUCUUCUCUCAGGGCCAAGAUAAGAAAGAACUCCUGUGGUUCUGGUGGAUAUUUUUAUUAUGCACACUUCCAAUGCUUUUUGUAUUUCUAUCAGUCAUUGUUGUAUUUUUAUUGUAAGGCUUAAAAGCUAAUAAUAAUUUCCUAGUAAGUUAAGUAAAUUAUUAAGGAC
Erigeron canadensis is the source of this 2687-nucleotide messenger RNA. Its product is annotated as G-type lectin S-receptor-like serine/threonine-protein kinase SD2-5. The record is from RefSeq and is a predicted model, not a curated record. NCBI's taxonomy places the organism in Eukaryota, Viridiplantae, Streptophyta, Magnoliopsida, Asterales, Asteraceae. The coding region runs from base 1 to 2541 and encodes 846 amino acids. Gene Ontology annotation, molecular function: protein serine/threonine kinase activity; ATP binding. The transcript has a single exon. Gene Ontology annotation, biological process: protein phosphorylation.